Sciurus carolinensis (gray squirrel) is the source of this 1612-nucleotide messenger RNA. It is a transcript of the gene Sod1, whose product is annotated as superoxide dismutase 1. Gene Ontology annotation, cellular component: nucleus; cytosol; mitochondrion. Bases 96 to 554 code for a protein of 152 amino acids. NCBI's taxonomy places the organism in Eukaryota, Metazoa, Chordata, Mammalia, Rodentia, Sciuridae. The transcript is spliced from 5 exons. Gene Ontology annotation, molecular function: copper ion binding; superoxide dismutase activity. The record is from RefSeq and is a predicted model, not a curated record. Gene Ontology annotation, biological process: removal of superoxide radicals.
GGAAGGCGCUCGGGUUUGCGCCGGCGUCUCUUGCAUCGUUGCUCAGUCGCUUUCGCAGCCCUCCGGGUCGGACUGGCGCACUUCUCCAGCGAGUUAUGGCAACGAAGGCCGUGUGCGUGCUGAAGGGCGACGGCCCGGUGCAGGGCACCAUCCACUUCGAGCAGCAGGCAAAUAAAGUUGUGGUAUCGGGACGCAUUACAGGAUUGACUGAAGGCCAGCACGGAUUCCACGUCCAUCAGUUUGGAGAUAAUACACAAGGCUGUACAAGUGCAGGUCCUCACUUCAAUCCUCAAUCCAAAAAACAUGGUGGGCCAACGGAUCAAGAAAGGCAUGUUGGAGACCUGGGCAAUGUGCUUGCUGACAAAGAUGGUGUGGCCAUUGUGUCCAUUGAAGAUUCUCUGAUCUCACUCUUGGGAGAGCAUUCCAUCAUUGGCCGCACAAUGGUGAUCCAUGAAAAACCAGAUGACUUGGGCAAAGGUGGAAAUGAAGAAAGUACAAAGACGGGAAAUGCUGGAAGUCGGCUGGCUUGUGGUGUAAUUGGGAUCGCGCAGUAAACAUUCCCUUCCAUGUGGUCCGAGUCCCAUUAACUCAUCUGUUAUCCUGCUAGCUGUAGAAAUUUAACUUGAUAACAUUAAACAUUGUAAUCUAAAAGUGUAAUUGUGUGACUUCUUUUUAAUUGCUUUAAGUAUUUGUAAUGAGAACUGAUAUUACAAUUACUUGGAAAAUUUGUAUAGUUUUAUAAAACUCAAUUAAAAUGUUUCAAUGAUCUCUGUAUUUUACCAGAUUAACACAAAUGGGUAUUAAACUGUCAGAAUUUCUUCAGUUCUCAUUCAAGCUUGGGAAUAAACACCCUGUGUAUGGAUGGCAUUUAUUUUUGGCUUAUUAAAGUAUCAAAAUCAAAAUUCUAAAUUAAGCUCUGAUACUUAUUUAUACAGAGCAUGAAUGGAACAGAUUUAGUAAUACUAAUGAUCUCAUAGCACUCUCAUUUUCAAAAUGUUUGAGAGGGGCCAUCAAAAUGUAUAAAAAUUUUUAGCAACUUCUCUUUUUAGCUAUGGCAACCCAAAUUUGUCCUUUGUCAGUUUUAGGGAAAUUUCCCUGCUUCGUUACUAAGCAUUUUGAUUCAUAAAGUACCUGAUUUUUUUUUUUUUUAAGCAUGUAGUAUGGUUUAAGGAAGCUCUUUGAUAACUUUUAGUGAACUUAUAAAAGGCAAAUAAAUUAUAGCCUUAGUUAGCUAAGAUUAAUUGACCUACCUGUCAGAAUGACACCUAUUCUACUUUACAGAGUGGAAGUUGGCACAAUCUCUUUUCUUCAGAUUGGCCCUCUGAAGAUACUACAGUACUAGAAGAGGGAACCAGGGAAAUAUUUGAUUGUUGGCUUCUGACUGUUGAAAUAGUGCAAGAAUUUACAUAAUUUACCCAAGUUGCAAUUGGACAGAGAAAUCAGUUCUCUUCCUUUUAAUGUAAAUGUGUGUGUACCUGUACCUGUGAGAAAAAUGUUUAAAUGAAGUGUUAAUCUGAGGCUUGUGACUAUCUGGGUUACAGUUGUUUAUUAAGAAUUGAAUUGUAUAAAUAGUUCUGAUAAUCGGAAUAAACUAUAAUCCUAUCAAUAUGUA